AUGGCGGACGAGGCAAUUCACAACCACCCUAAUGCCGAAGAGCAAGAGGUGGGCUCGAUUCAAGCACUGGAGCAGAGGAUCAAAAGGAUGGAGCGGACUCUCGAGCAGAGGUUUGAGCAAAGACUAGACCAGAGGUUCAAGGAGCUACGUACCAUGCUUGAAGUCAACCGGUUCCUCGAAUUCGCCGAGGUUCCCGAGAAGAAGCACGUGAAGCUGGUGGCAUACCGAUUGAAGGGAGGAGCAUCUGCUUGGUGGGAUCAUUAUGAGCAAUAUUUGUUCAUGAAGUACCAGAGGUGUGUGCAAGGGUCGAGGUCCUUCCAUGAUUACACGGCGGAAUUCUUAAGGUUGGCGGAGCGUAAUGCACUAAACGAGUCAGAGAGCCAACAAGUUGCCCGGUAUAUGGAAGGUUUAAAGCCAACUAUUCGGGACAAGAUUGGCGUGCAGAUGGUAGCAACGGUGGAGGAUGUUCGAAGCUUAGCUCUCAAGGCUGAGAUGAUGACCUGGCAAAAAGUUGGUGACCGAGACUCGAGCUUCGAGGAAACAAAUUCUCUUGCCAAGCAAUUCAUAGCAAAGUGCUUCAAGUGCAACCAGCCGGGUCAUCGAUCGAGUGAUUAUCCUCAACGAAAGGCUAUUGCCUUGGUGGAGCAUGAGGAAGAUGUUGAAGAUGUGUUUUGCGAUCCUGAGGAAGAGGAAGAAUACAGCGGUGAUGAUGAUUAUGAGCAGACAUACAUGGUUCGGAAGUUGAUGCUCACACUUAAGCAAGAAGACCAAUUCCAGAGAAAUAAGAUAUUUCAUACUAGGUGCAACAUUCAUUCAAGCACUUUCAGCUUGAUUAUUGACAGCGGAAGUCAAGAGAAUAUCAUAGGAAGAGCUAUGGUUGAGAAGCUAGAGUUGCCAGUUGAGAAGCACCCAAAUCCUUAUUCGAUUAGCUGGAUAAAGUCAGUGGGUGAUAUCCGAGUGACCGAACGAUGUAAGGUUCCUUUCUCCAUUGGCAAAUAUCAAGAUGAGGUGUAUUGCGACGUUGUGGAUAUGGAAGCUUGCCACCUAUUGUUUGGGAGACCUUGGCAGUAUGACACUGAUGCACAACACCAUGGCAAAGAGAAUGUGUAUCAGCUCGUAAAGGAAGGGGUACGCUACACCCUAGUACCCUUAUCAGAAAAACCUAAGCCCAAAGCUGUCCCAAAAGUGAAGGGUAAAGCAUUUUUGAUAGAGACUCAUUCGGAGCGGGAGAUUGAAGCUGAUUUUAAAGAGUCAAAGGAAUUGCAUGUGCUGAUUGUGAAGGAUUUACCUUCACAAAAGCAAAUCGUGGAGGUGCCAGAGGAAGUGAAGCCCCUACUUGCUGAAUUUGAAGAGAUCAUCCCUGAGGAGUUGCCAGAUGGGUUGCCUCCAAUGAGAGAUAUUCAGUACCAAAUCGACUUGAUGCCUAGAGCCAGCUUACCUAAUCUGCCCCAUUAUCGCAUGAGUCCACACGAGAGUGCAAUACUCCAGGAGAAAGUAGAGGAACUGCUAAGAAAAGGUCAUAUUCGGGAGAGUUUGAGUCCAUGUGCCGUGCCUGCAUUAUUGACUCCGAAGAAAGAUAGGAGCUGGCGUAUGUGUGUCGAUAGCAGGGCCAUUAACAAGAUUACGAUGGGAUACAAGUUUCCCAUUCCAAGGCUUGAUGAUAUGCUGGAUCAAUUACACAGGGUGGUAGUGUUCUCCAAGAUUGACCUUCGAAGUGGAUACCACCAGAUUCGAAUUCGUCCAGGAGAUGAGUGGAAGACUGCAUUUAAAACUAGAGAUGGGCUUUAUGAGUGGUUGGUAAUGCCAUUCGAGUUGUCGAAUGCCCCCAGUACGUUUAUGCGUUUGAUGAAUCAGAAUAAGUUGAUUAUCAAUCUUAAGAAGUGCAAUUUUAUGACGUCACGCUUGUUGUUCCUUGGGUAUAUAGUAAGCUCAAAAGGCAUUCGGGUUGAUGAUGAGAAGCAUUGGGAACAUUAUCUUAUAGGCAAGGAGUUCAUUUUGUACUUUGAUUACCAAGCACUGAAGUAUUUGAAUAGUCAGAAGCGGAUCAGCAGUAACAUGCAUGCUCAGUGGACUACGUUUCUUCAAAAGUUCCCUUUUAAAAUAGUACACAAAUCGGGUGUGCAAAACAAGGUUGCCGAUGAAUUAAGCAGGCGUGCAGCACUAUUGACAAUGUUGAGAAGCGAGCUUAUCAAGUUCGAAGAAUUUAAGGAGCAGUACGCGGAUGAUGAGGAUUUUGGUCCAAGGUGCAAAAUCGCCAAGCGGCUGGAGAGUUUCACAACCAUGAGGGAUUUCUGA
This is a messenger RNA of Punica granatum (pomegranate), 2295 nucleotides long. Lineage: Eukaryota; Viridiplantae; Streptophyta; Magnoliopsida; Myrtales; Lythraceae. The record is from RefSeq and is a predicted model, not a curated record.